GGUGUGACGUCUGGAGAACGGCGUGGGGGUGUAUAUUUCCCGAUUUUGUGUUCGUCUUGUAUUUGUAGUUGGAGGAAAACGGAACGCGGGAUUCUGGCUGAUGAUGACACGCACGACCGUUUUCUCUUUUGCGAUUUUUUCUAAUUCACUCUCGCUAUUCUACGACGACGCGUUUUUCAUGGCAACAACGCCGCAGUUUGGCUUGGCCGCGGGCAGGUUUAGUAUUUAGUCUAUUUCGAGCGUCGCUGUCGGCGCUCGACGCGCGCACCAACGUUGUCCCGCCGCCGUUUUCCGUGCGUGUAUGUCGCGCGCGCUCACCGUCGCUUCGCCGAACGAGACGACAAAUCCUCUCCGGCUGGUGAGGGUGCGCGCGAAUCCUUUGGAAAAACCAGUGCGCGUGUAUUCGUAGUACGUGCGCUGUACGCCGCCGCGCGCUCCUGUAUUAUUAUUAUUAUUAUUAUUAUUAUUAUUAUUAUUAUGUAGUAGUAGUAAUAGCAUAUAGUGCGGUGUCGUCCCCGUAACGAAUUAUUGUCAUCUCAGACUAUAUUUCUCAAUGCAUGCGAUAUAAAUUUAUAAUUACUAUCGUUGUCGCGUAGUACGGACGAGAAGAGUUUUUUGGAGAAAAAAAAUAGAAAGAAAAAAAUAAUAUCGAAAAAUAUCUCGCGGUCGCGGAUAAUAGCUGGUAAUUAGGCGGUACGCGGCGGCGAUGAUACCGCGGUGGUCGCGACGGUGUUCGGUUCGUCGUCGUUAGUGUCUCGGUCUCCGGGAAGAACUGUGUUUUUGGCCGCAAUCCGGCGACAUGGGCAACUAUUGCUCGUCAAAACAAAAGGACGGCGGAGGCGGUUCCGACGAGUAUUUACAAAAAGCACGUUACAAAAAAAAUCAAAAGAAAGCCGAUAAGUCUACCAAUGUGAUAUCCGUCGCUAAAAAAGGCAAGAAUAAUGCAGCGACGGCGGCAACAACGACUAAUAAUAAAGUGCCUGUAACAUCUAACAAUGUCAGCGGUAGCGGAGUCACAUUUAUAAUUCCCAAAAUCGAACAACCUGAAGAUUCGUUUACAACGGCUGUUGUAAGCAAGCCUUUAUAUCCCAACAACAUACCCUCCAUAGCUAUAGAUAAAGCUACAGAAAAAUGUAUUACGUUCACGUUGUCGGACGAAUUAAAACGUGUUCCGAUCGAAACAAAAAAAUUACUGCUCGGUGUGUUUGAGCCGAGCUUCAAUCAAAAGACCAACAAAAUCGUUCUUUAUAUCUGCAAAGACACUAAAGAUAAAGGAGUUUCGGACGAAAGACACUCUUUGUACGAAAACGUGAUACCGGCGAUCCGGUUAAAAUGUGCACAGAUCGGUUACGAAUUACACGUGGUAGACUUGUACAGUAAUCAGCAAGAGAUGGAUUGUGGGCAGCUAGAUGAUAUAGUUGUUAAACUGUCAGAACUGCGUCGACAGAACCGAGUUGGGUAUGUCGUGCCCAUCGUAUUCGUGGAUGACUCGUUGGGACCACCAGUUCUGCCACAUGUGAUGACCAGACAAGAUUUUGAACUGGCCCGGACCAAAAUUCCAGACGCCGGCAAAUUGAUCGAGAAAUGGUACACGUUGGACGCACAAAAAAAUCACUAUGAACUUCGGAACGAAAUGAUGUUCGAGACGACGUUUGAGACUCAGGAAGCCGACGAAAAACUAUGGCAUAAUGAAAAGGUGCAAUUACAAAUUACCCUGAUGAAAGUAUUUGAUUCUAUAUCGUUGCGAAACGGUUACAUUGAACAGGUUUUUCAACAGGAAAUCCACAACAAGAUCAUAAUAAAUUCUGAGUUGGCAAAAAGGUCUGUGUGGAUUAUGAAGAACUACGACACAGAUUUGGGUCAUAAAUGUAAAAGCACUGCGACAGAAUCUAAAAAGAGGCUUGAACAAAUUAGCAAACAGCUAAAGAUCGAACUACCGGAAACUAAUAUCAUAUUUUAUGAGGACGCUAACACGGAUGAAUUUAUCAAAAAAAUCGAAUCUGUUUUAUUAUCCAUUGUUGAAUCAGUGAUCAAAGAAAGGGAAAAACAAGAACCUGCGUAUGGCACAGACGCAUUGCUGUUGGAAGAAUUGAGAAUACAGGCAUGGUUUGGACACAAUACAUCCAAACAGGCUGUUCGCAGAGACGAAGCUAUGGAACGUGUCAAAAAAUACCUAAUGAACGUGAACGCCGGGUACCCAUUGGUAUUAUAUGGACCUCCUGGCUCGGGUAAGACCACCGUGGUAGCAUCUGUGGCUAAACACAGUCACCUGUGGAAUCAAGACGCGGCGGUAGUGGUGAGAUUUGCCAAUGCAUCUGCUUACAGUUCGUCUCUGGAACAGACUCUCAACUCGCUAGUUGUCCAGCUGAAUCUCCUAGACAGUGGAAAAUGUACUUGGUUCAAACAUAACGUACAAUCAUAUUCCGAUCAAAUAAUACGACUUUUGGGGUCGAUCGGAGCCAAACGGCCGAUAACGCUGAUCAUCGACGGCAUUGACCGGUUUAAAAAUGACGACGUGAAUUGGAUACCACAGUCAUUACCCAACAACGUUAAAUUCGUAAUAUCAGCCACCGAACCUUCAGUUCACCUGAACCGAUUGCAGCAGACCAUCAAGUCAGUCGAUUCGUUCAUUCGGAUCGCGAACAUGACUGAUGAACAGAUUGAUUCCAUGCUGUCGGCUUCAAUCAUCCGACCAAUCGGAAGUGGGGGCGGAGAAACGUUGAAAAACAAUAGUAAAACGGUCACCGCCAAAACACCGCUGGAACUUCAAGUGAAUACAAUGUGUUCAAAAAUGCGGAACUCAAAACAACCACCGUCGUCGGAGAACUGGGUGGAAACCAUUUUUGACAACGUUGAGUCAUUGCUAGGAAAAGACAAGGUAUCCACUGCGAUCAGCCAUAUUUGUUCUACCCGAUAUGGUUUACUCGAUUCAGAGGUCGUCGAACUAUUAUCAAUGGAGAAAGAAUUUCUCACCUCAGAUCAAACUACUGCCACGUCGCUGUCGUCAGCCGGUUUCUUUUGGUCGGCCUUUAACGAGCUGCUCUCGUCGUUUUUGUACUGGUUCAAAACAGAUCGAUACGCAACUAUUCGGUGGAAGAAUACCGUGAUCGCGGAAGCUGCCGCCCGGCGUUACGGUGCAACCGAUCGGCGUGUCAAAAGCAAAAUCCUAUCUUACUUCAACAGUCAGGUGACUGUGCUGAACGAUUGCUACAAGAAGAGCUUGUCAAAACGCAGAAAACUGGACGAGUGCACUCACCUGACAGACCUGUCCGAGACGAUCAAAGAUUUCUGUAAUCUGGACUGGGUGCUGGAUAAACUGAACAACGGGUCGGUGCUCCAGUUACUGGACGAACUUUCGGCGUAUGAUAUCCAAGACCCGGAAGCGUGUUUCCUCAAAGAAUUUCUGUCGUCCGUCACGCCGGCCUUGAUGCACAACGGCAACCAGUUAUACUCGCAAAUGGCGUUGUACCCGCCGGCAGCGGACCGGUACCGAGCGCUGAUGAAUGCGCCUCCGUUCCCAACCCUGAUGCCACUGGUGCCUCCACCAGAAGUCACCGAGAAGACAGCGACAUCGACGGAGAAUGCAUGGAGUUUUGAUGUAGUAAAACGAUUCAACGACGACUCGAAUUUCGUGAUCACCGUGAGUACCGAACGGAAGGAGAUCAGCGUAUGGGACGUACACAACUGUACAAGAGUUCGCACACUUAAAGGAAUCCUCCAUCCCACUGCGUUAAAAUUGAUCGACAACCAACGUUGCAUAGUGUUGUGCGAGCGGAAACUGACCGUCAUCAAUUUGGCGACCGGGAAAGUGAUCAGCAAACUCAAAGGAGUAAUGAAUCAAAACAUGCCUUAUUUCGGCUUACACAGUCCCACGAAACUCGUGGCUCUAGCAAGAAGCCGGAUGCACGUGAAUCUGAUCGACAUCGAAACCGGCACAAUCGAGGCGUAUUUCAAAGCCGGUGAAGAUAGGUUUUUAAAUUCAUUGCUGGUGUCUGGGAAUGGAAGAGUCAUGGUGUGUGGUGACGAAACACAAAAACCUUUUCCGCUCCUCGUUUGGAAUUUGACGUCCAGACAACUAAUGUACGAUCUGCGCAUACCGUUCCACGAGUUUGUUACUCGACUUGCGGCUAUCACUUAUGAGGGCCACUACGUGUGUUGCGUCGCUCAAGAAGUCGACGAGCCCGGGCCUAAUUUCAUAGUGGUGUACGAUCUACAGUCCGGCACGCUGUUCAAAAAGUGGAAGCCCGGUGUGGACUGCGUAGCACUGGAUAUAUCAUCCAAGGACGGUUGCGUGUUGAGCGGUCACGAGAACGGGCAUAUUUGUAUUUGGGACCUAACCACUGGAAAUUGCCGGUGGACGUUGAGUGGUCACGUGGCACCGGUUACUAGCCUCCGGCUUGAUCCGGCCGGAGGUACAUUCGUGUCACUAGACACUCAUACCCGAGACCGAACGAUCAAACUUUGGAACGUAGCCACUGGCCAACUUAUUUCAGAUUUCACCCCGGCCAACUCGAUAACGGCCUUUGAAAUACUACCGGGCGGUGAGUUCGUGGUCGUUGCGUCUUCUGGCACGCCGCAUCCGACUGUCCUUCAACUCCGAGGUCCACAGCGGUCCAUCACCACAGUAGAACAAAAGACGUACGGGGACGAGGCGACGCUCGAAGUGGAUUUGUCAUCGGACUUCAGGGAUGAUGCCUUGGCAUAUGCCAGUGCCGGCGCUAGAUGACAGCCGCCGUCGAAAGAUUCAACCACCGCACUAGGAGGAAAAGAAGGAGGAAUGGAAAUAGCUAGAGCAGAAGACGUGUUAUUUGACGAUGCUGGUCUUGAAAAAUUUCACAAUUUUUCGUACUUUCCCAACGACGACGAUCAUAGAUAUUUCGCGUUAUUGUUGUUGAUAAUACGAUAAUGUUGUUUUUGUUGUUGUUGUUAUUGUUGUUCUCCCACCAUACAUGCUUUACUAUACUACAUCACACACUAUUGUACCCCUUGACUGCUGUUUGUUAUUGUUAUUGUUCAAUACUGUUGUCGUUUCAAGUCUGUCGCUAACUCAAAGUAUAGAUGUGACGAACGAGUAAAAUAGUUUUUAAAAGACUCCUAUUACUACCACUACUACUAAUUACUUUUAAUUGUCAUGUCAUCCGGGUUGUUUAUGAUUUAUGGCCCACAUACCCAAUAAACAAUUUACUUCUAUUUUUUUA
Messenger RNA from Sipha flava (yellow sugarcane aphid), 5198 nucleotides. Its product is annotated as NACHT and WD repeat domain-containing protein 2. The record is from RefSeq and is a predicted model, not a curated record. Gene Ontology annotation, molecular function: ATP hydrolysis activity; protein binding. The transcript has 21 exons. Bases 800 to 4726 code for a protein of 1308 amino acids. Lineage: Eukaryota; Metazoa; Arthropoda; Insecta; Hemiptera; Aphididae.